UUUUUCAAAUCUUCCCAUCUAUAUUCCUCACCAACACUCAAAUUAAUUAAAUACUUCGAAAAGCAAGAAGUCUGUUGGUUUGGUAAAGUUUUAUUCCAGACAGCCUCUCAGGAGUUCUGACUGUUGCGUGUGUUGCAAUGCCGGAACUGAGAUUUGUGCAGUGAGGAGGGGGGGGGGGAGAGAGAGCCAUGGUGGUGAGGAAAGUGGGAAAGUAUGAGAUUGGGAGGACGAUUGGGGAGGGCACCUUUGCCAAAGUGAAGUUCGCUCAGAACACAGAGAGCGGGGAGAGCGUCGCCAUGAAAGUGCUCGAUCGCAGCACUAUCAUCGAGCACAAAAUGGUGGACCAGAUCAAGAGGGAGAUUUCUAUUAUGAAGCUAGUUAGACAUCCAAAUGUCGUCCGUCUCCACGAGGUUCUAGCAAGCCGUACUAAGAUUUAUAUCAUCUUGGAGUUCAUUACAGGUGGCGAAUUAUUUGAUAAAAUAGUACACCAUGGGCGUAUUAGUGAAGCUGAAUCAAGAAGAUACUUCCAACAGCUCGUUGAUGGUGUAGACUUUUGCCACAGCAUGGGAGUUUAUCACAGAGAUUUAAAGCCUGAAAAUCUCUUGCUUGAUUCACAAGGAAAUAUGAAGAUUUCAGAUUUUGGUUUGAGUGCAUUACCAGAACAGGGGGUUAGUAUCCUUCGGACGACCUGUGGGACACCAAAUUAUGUAGCUCCUGAGGUAAAUGUACUGAGUCACAAGGGUUAUGAUGGUGCUAUGGCAGAUGUUUGGUCCUGUGGCGUUAUCCUUUAUGUUCUGUUGGCUGGAUAUCUUCCCUUUGAUGAACUUGAUCUUACCACGUUAUACAGUAAGAUUUUGGGCGUGGAAUGGGAAUUGCAGUUCUUACAAGUUCCUGCAGUAUUCCUCUGUCUAAUGUUUGCUUCUUUUAAACUAUGCUUGGAUCAAAAAGAAUUUUGGAUUAUUCCUAUGAUGCUGUUGACUUUCCCUGACCCUUUCAUGCAGAUUGAUAGAGCAGAGUUUUCAUGCCCAGCGUGGUUUCCAAUGGGAGCAAAAUCUUUAAUACAUAGAAUUCUGGACCCAAAUCCUCAGACUCGCAUAACUGUUGAACAGAUAAGAAAUGAUGAGUGGUUUAAGAAGGGUUACGUUCCUGUGAGUCUACUGGAGUAUGAAGAUGUAAAUUUGGACGAUGUAAAUGCAGCUUUUGACGAUGCUGAGGAUCAAACAGUCAAUCAACAGAGUGAAAAUGAAGACAUGGGUCCUUUAAUUCUUAAUGCAUUUGAUUUGAUAAUUCUGUCUCAAGGAUUAAACCUAGCAUCACUCUUCGAUCGUCGGCAGGACUCUGUGAACUGCCAAACACGCUUUAUCACUCGAAAGCCAGCAAAGGUGGUUUUAUCAAGUAUGGAAGUUGUGGCACAAUCAAUGGGAUUUAAGACUCAUAUUCGCAAUUACAAGAUGAGAGUAGAGGGUAUUUCAGCAGACAAGACUUCUUAUUUUUCGGUGAUACUGGAAAUUUUUGAAGUUGCUCCCACAUUUUUAAUGGUGGACAUUCAAAAAACAGCUGGAGAUGUGGGUGAAUACCUCAAGUUUUACAAGACUUUUUGUAGCAAUCUUGAGGAUAUAAUAUGGAAACCGCCUCUUGAAGCAAGCAAAUCAAAGAUCUCCAAGACUAGAAGCAAAAAAAGGUAGUUUCUUCACCUCUAACAUCUGCUCUAGUUGAAAAGGAGAGAAGGAAAAUCUUGUUGGGGAACAUCUUCGAACUUUGAAAGAGAGAGAGAAAUUUACCUAUCAGCCAUCACGACGAUGAAUAUACAUGAUUUAUCAGUAUAUGUGUUUGUGCUGUUGGCUUUUUCGUUUGACCUGUAAUAUCAGUUUUGUAGUUCUACUUCCGCCAUUAUAAUCGAUCCUCAACCCUCAAGGGUAGUGACCUUAUUGUACAAUAUGAACGUUAUUAAUAUACCGAGUUUUCAUAUAUAAA
Molecule: messenger RNA, 1974 nt
Organism: Prosopis cineraria
Lineage: Eukaryota; Viridiplantae; Streptophyta; Magnoliopsida; Fabales; Fabaceae
Product: CBL-interacting serine/threonine-protein kinase 8-like
Exons: 14
Coding region: 189-1685 (498 amino acids)
Biological process (GO): protein phosphorylation; signal transduction
Molecular function (GO): protein kinase activity; ATP binding
Source: RefSeq, a predicted model, not a curated record